Messenger RNA from Cornus florida, 2454 nucleotides. RefSeq lists its product as uncharacterized. The record is from RefSeq and is a predicted model, not a curated record. The coding region runs from base 186 to 2201 and encodes 671 amino acids. The transcript is spliced from 5 exons. Gene Ontology annotation, molecular function: protein binding. Lineage: Eukaryota; Viridiplantae; Streptophyta; Magnoliopsida; Cornales; Cornaceae.
AUUCCAAUUGGAAACUAAGAGACUACACAUUUUGAACCAAAGUGCGUGCUUGGUGUCCUAAGAAUUGAAAGGCCUAGCGAUUUGGAGCUCACUGACAUUCCUGUGGGGUGUCUGCCUAUUUAUAUGCAUGCGAGCACACACAUUAACUCAACAUAGACCUUGUCCCUUUUGAAGCCUUCUCUCUCAUGGCUACCAUAACUGAUAAUGAAGAGGAUAACUAUAAUAAGGAGCUGUAUGAAGCUCUAAUGAGAGGAGAUAAGAACGAGGUGAUCCAACUGUGUCAAAAAAAUCAAGAGGGGCCAUUACACAUAGUAACCAUACAAAAUGACACGGUCCUACACAUCGCCACUUACUCCGAACAAACCGACUUGGUACAGAGUUUACUUGAAUUGUUGCCUGAAAGUCACUAUUCCAAAAUGACCCGUCCAAACAACAUUGGAAACACUAUACUUCACGAGGCAGCCACUUCCAGCAAAAUGUUACCGGCUGCAGAGGACAUGUUACUCAAAGCACCAGAGUUGUUAGGCAUGCGAAAUGGGCAUGGAGAGACAGCUCUGUUUCGUGCAGCCCGGUAUGGCAAAAAGGGUAUGUUCAAGUUUCUAGAUGAAGAAAUCAACAGAUUAUUUGGAAGUGAUGACACAGAAGAAGCCCAAAAAGCCUUUCACCAGAGUGGCGUUAAAAGCACUAUACUUCACAUGUCCAUCUUGACCGAGCAUUUUGAUUUGGCCCUUUUGAUUGUGGAAAAGUAUGAAUACUUAGCUGGUGUACGAGAUGGAGAUGGGAUGACCGCUCUUCAGCUUCUUGCAUGCAAUCCAUCAGCAUUCCUAAGUGGGACUAAACUAAGUUCCAUCAAGCGAUUCAUCUACUCUUGGGCUGCUGUUGCUACCAAUGUGGCAGAAGAAGAAUCAUGUUGCUGGAUACCCUUAUGUGAAGCAAUUAAGAAGAAGAAACAGAGGUAUGAAUCUGCUUUGAGACUUGCUAAGUUCUUGAUAAAAAAAGAUACCUCAUGGAAGGCCACUGAAUCUGUAAUUGGCGGGGGUAAGCUUAAGACCCACAAAUAUGGCCAAGAAGUAGACGAAGUACAAAUUGCCCCAACAAGUUACGCAAGGACUGGAAACGCUGCUGAAAUUGCAUUGUUUUUGGCGACUAAGGAAGGCAUAAUAGAGAUUGUUAAAGAGACACUCAAGAGAUAUCCUCAGGCAGUUGAACACAUUGAUAAUCAUGGGCGUACUAUCUUACAUGUAGCUAUCAAGUAUCGCCAAAUGAAAAUUUUUGAUCUUGUAGAGAAAAUGAAGAUUCCAAUGAAAAGGCUCAUAAGAAAGACCGACAAUAGAGGGAAUUCCAUACUGCAUAUGGUUGGGAUAAAGGUAGGAGAUCAUGCAGCUAAAGUCAAACCAAACCCUGCUCUGCAGUUGCAGGAGGACUUGCAUUUGUUUGAGCGUGUGAAGAAAAUCUCUACGACCCAUUUCACCAAGUGCGUCAACUCUGAUGGGAAGAGUGCUGAAGUACUAUUUGCUACUAAUAGUGAAACACUUCGUAAAGAAGCCAAAGAAUGGCUGAAGCGCACUGCUGAGAGUUGCUCCAUUGUUGCUGUGCUUAUUGCUACUGUUGCCUUCGCUGCACCCUACACAGUACCAGGUGGUCCAGAUCAACAUACUGGAUUUCCCAUUUUCCUCGAUGAACCUUUCUUUUUGAUUUUUGCCAUGGCUGACGUACUCUCCCUUAUAUUUGCUUUGACAUCAGUCAUUACAUUUCUCUCCAUCCUCACGUCGCCAUUUAUGUUAAAGGACUUCAAAUAUUCUCUUCCUCAAAAACUUAUGCUCGGAGUUACAUUAUUGAUUUCAUCUGUAUCAGCAAUGAUGAUGGCGUUUGCAGCAACAAUUGUCCUAACAAUACGUAAGAAGAAAAAAUGGACAAGAAUUGUCUUAUACCCUGCUGCUUUCUUCCCUGCCACCAUCUUUGUACUCUCAUAUUUGCCUCUUUAUAUGUCACUCAUGAACAAUAUCAAGUACUCUCUCAAGCAAGCAGGAAAGGGAGUUCCCCGGUUUUGUAGUGCUUCCAUUCGAUCUUGGCUCGCCAAUUCAUUCAAGUUUUAUAAAUCCAAACCCUUAAAUUCCUCUGACCCGACCCAAUCCCAAGCCACAAGUUCUACCAGUUCUGGAUACCCGUCUGCUGCUCAAACCGUCCAUUCCCUCGUGUGAACUGCCAAAUGGAAUAUCAUUUUAGUACAAUCUUCGAAGCACCUACUCAAUAAAGUCCAUGGUGAGAUCUAUUCAGUGUGAUUAUUAUUGUUUAGUGAGAUCAAUUGAGUGAUUGUUACUGUUUGCUUUUUUCUUGAUUUCUAAGUACUUACUGAAAAUAAGCAUCAUUAGUUUGUCAUGUUGAAUGUUGAGUGAUAACUUGUACUUUGUGGUUCUAGAUUGGCUUAUAAUAUUUGCGUUUGCUUUUCAAGUA